Paramisgurnus dabryanus is the source of this 1916-nucleotide messenger RNA. Its product is annotated as endonuclease domain-containing 1 protein-like. The record is from RefSeq and is a predicted model, not a curated record. Lineage: Eukaryota; Metazoa; Chordata; Actinopteri; Cypriniformes; Cobitidae. Gene Ontology annotation, molecular function: nucleic acid binding; hydrolase activity; metal ion binding.
GGGAAUUGACACUUAAUGAAGAAGGGCAAACACAGACUGUAUAAUCAGUGAUAAAGAGAGAGAAUUCUUCAUCUCACAUUCAUCAUGAUUCUUCUUCUGGUGAUGCUGUCACUUCUCUCUGGUGGUUCGACUGAAGUUGUGCAGAAUUUCGAAAUGGAAUGUGGUGAAUUUGGUGAUUUUUUUUAUUAUGGAAUAGCACCAACAGUACUUUAUGAUCCUGAGUUCCCAGAACGGUACACACAGAUCUGCCAGACUCUAUAUGACACACAGUAUUAUGCCACGCUUUAUGAUACCACCAACAAGAUCCCUGUGUACUCAGCCUAUGUGUUUGAAGGGUGGAUGGACUGCAGAAGAAAAAGCUACUGGUACAUUGAACCUCAGCUUGAGGAUAAUAAUCAAGGAAUAAACAUGGAACGAUGGGACAGAUGGGUAACUUACCAAGCUUCCAAUGAAGACUAUAGGACAGUAAGCAAUAUCUUUGACAAAGGACACUUGGCUCCAGUCUAUCAAGCAAAUUCACAGGGAUGUUCAGAUGCCACAUUCACUCUUACUAAUGCUGCUCCUCAAUACAGAUCAUUUAACAGAGGUCAAUGGAAGAAGGUAGAAAAUGAUAUGGCAUCAACUGUGGAGGGACGUUGUGAGGAUAGUACUGCUUUCAUUGUAACAGGAGUUGUACCAGGUAAUAAUGUCAUUAACAAUAGAGUGAGCGUGCCUAGUCAUUUCUGGACCGCAUACUGUUGCAAGGAGCUCAUAACAAACAGACUAAUCUCAGGGGGUGUCAUUGGGGUCAACUCUGAGGACAACGUUACUCCUCACCAAAGGUCUGUGAAACGUUUAGAACGUAGGUUGAAAUACCUUUACAAUGUUCAGUCUUUCAGUUUGUUUUAUGAUGGUUGCAGAAAUGCCUACUAUGUUCCAGUGACAAUUCCCAAACAACGAAGACCUAACAUAUCUCAGCAUUGUAUAUUAAGUUCAAUGCCGUGCAGUCGACAUAAAGACCUUUUAUUUUAAGGUCUAAUUGUUCACCCAAAAAUGAGAAAUCUGUCAUCAUUUACUCACCCUCAAGUUGUUUCAAACCUGUAUACAUUUUCAAACCAAGCAUCUGGGCAAUAUGCAUGUACAUAUUACAUUGCCUACUACCAUUUAAAUUGAUAGCCAGUCAACAUCAAAAUUUAUCCCAUAGGUGUUCAAUGGGGUUUUGGUCUUUCUUUAUUAUCACUUUGUGCACAGGGAUGAUUUAAUUCUGAUAUAGCCUCUAAUUCUUAUGUUUGUUUUUAAAGCAAAUUGUUUAACUUUUUAUAUUGGUGCAUAUACAUUCUUAGGCAACAUGUGUUUUUCAUUGAGUUAAAGGAUGCAUUUGACUUUUAUGUACUUUAAGAAAUAUAACAAUCAAAAGUGGUGUUCGAACUGGUGAGUUCGCUAUGUAUUUUAGCAGCAUCUGUAAACUGAGAUUUUACACUGUAAAAAAGCAGCAUUUUUGUCAAAUGAACAUAUUUUUAUGUCAACUUGUCACAGGUCAAAACUUAAAAUAGGCUGAAUUGACUUACAAAACCAAGUUGUUUUUACUUAAUGUUGCAUGCAUUUUUUUUACAUUGUAGUUGAAAAGCCAUGUCUUAUAUCACAAAGAACAGAGAACGAAAAAAGUGACAUGUAUUUGUAACCCAAUCUCACAGUUAAACGUAUACUGUUUUACGAAAUGGCAAUUUUAUAUGAAUUUGUGUGACGUAAAUACAAAGGUGUAUGAUUAUUAGAUAACAUUUGUAUAUAGUCUAUCCAUUUAGCAAUAAAAAUAAAUGGCAAGAAUGUGACUCCACCACCCAACGUCACUGGGGCGUAUAGAGAUCAUGCUGAAAAAUACAUACAGUUUCAUACAAAUUCAAGCAAAAUAGCAACCUGGUUAACAAAUUACAAACUGU